AUGGCAUCGGUGACCGCAGCCACCACCACGAAAUCCCCCACGGCGGUUGCCGUGUCUCCGUUCAACCUCCAAACGUGCACGGCCCUAGUGUCAAGUGUCAUGUACAGAUCCCUGGCAAACGAAUACGCUAUCGCGUGUGCGGAAGACGUUCCCGAGCUCACAUCUGGUCAGCCGAACCAAGCACUGACACGCCUCGGCAAAUCCCCCAUCACCGAUGCCACAGUAGCCAAGAUGCUCGCGACGAAUGCCUGUCGAAUGUGGACAAACUGCGGCAACAAAUAA
This is a messenger RNA of Aphanomyces invadans, 282 nucleotides long. RefSeq lists its product as hypothetical. The coding region runs from base 1 to 282 and encodes 93 amino acids. The record is from RefSeq and is a predicted model, not a curated record. Lineage: Eukaryota; Oomycota; Saprolegniomycetes; Saprolegniales; Verrucalvaceae. The transcript has 2 exons.